Molecule: messenger RNA, 1042 nt
Organism: Truncatella angustata
Lineage: Eukaryota; Fungi; Ascomycota; Sordariomycetes; Amphisphaeriales; Sporocadaceae
Exons: 1
Coding region: 145-747 (200 amino acids)
Source: RefSeq, a predicted model, not a curated record
AGCGACUGUGGGAGUGAUGUUGCCCGACAAGAUGUUGGUAGCUCAACCAAAUACUGCCAGUCGUUACACUUGGGAAAGGCCCUCGCCCCCUCCCAGCAGGCGAUAAUUAUUGUUGUUUGAGGCGCUUACUCGCGGGUUUACGACAUGGCUGCCCAGGGUUUCCUUCUCCGGUUGACCACUCGAAUAUCAGUCCAUAGAUCUGCUGCUUCUUCGGUGGCAUCAGAUAUUUUGCCCAUUCAUUUGUGUAAUGGUCGAAGUGUCCCAAAUCAGCACCAAGCCUCAACUCAAUGCCACAACCUUUCCACCAUACCCUCUGCUCACCCAGCCAAUGCGCAUGUCUCGUACUUGCCCCGUAUCCCUGUCCUCCAGGAGGAAGUGUCGAUGGGCACUCCUCUAUUCUCCUUGCUCUCACCUCCGUCACAGGAUAACACACUCAAUCCCCGGGUCAUGCUUACACGGGCCUUGUCCCAACCGCCAGCGAUUCUUGAUGUCCAUGAUCAUGCGAAUCUGAUUCUUGUCGUACCCACCACCGCCGCAUGUGCAUGCUGGGCAAGGCGCCCUGGUGUCGAACCUGGGGCUGGGCUCACGCGCGAUGCCAUCUCCAAAGGUGUUGCAAUACCGGAAGCCCCAGCCUGGAUAGCAUGGCUGCGAGAUCUGGAACCAGUGGUGGCCGCAAUUCUGAGAGCGGAAAUGGUACGUGUAGCACAUUUUCGUCCGCCUAUUAGGUUACUCCGAAAUUACGGAUGAAAGGAUGGAAAUAAGAUAAAUAUCUCCCAGAACGCUGCUCGGAGUCGUUCUCUCUUGUGUUGUCAGUGGUUAUGUUGCGCUUUGCUGGAAAUGAGGGAAAGAAAUUGCAGCAACCCCGUUUAUGUGCUUGUGAUCUUCGGUGAAUUUACCACAAGGUGUUAGAUUGGGUGAUUUAAGUCCUGAAAUAUUGAAGGGAAGGGACGACUGCGUACUUGAUUCACGUUAUGAUGGCAAGAGACGGUAGCCCAAUGAUAAGCCGCGGUGAAUCACCCCGGUAAUAAAUGACAAUUAGCUG